AUGAUUGAAGCGACGAACCCACCUCUUGCCAUGGCUUCGAAGCCCAACGGCCUCCAGGCUCUGUGCGAGUCCAAACCGCCGGCCACCGACACCUUCACCUACCUCACCAUCAUCGGCGAGGUCCUUUCCCCUGAAAUCCUGCCUGAACUCAAUGACAUCCUGCAGGAUGCCCAGCUCACGCAGGAUAUCGGAUGGGACCUGGUCGAGAUGCUCGUGCCUAUCCAGGGCAGCGAACAGUGCCUCGAGACCAUUGCCCAGCUCGGCAACCCGCGCGAGGUGAUUCUCAAGGUCCUCGAGGUCCUCGAGAAGACGGUCGACGAGGCCACCGACGAGGAAGACGACCCGGCAACGACGGCGACUUUUGUCCACCUCGUCGGCAUGCUGAGCAUUUUGCACAAGCGGCUGAACGUGGCGCGCCCCUCGCGUUUCGUCCACACGACGCUCCAAAGCGUCUACCGCACCUACCAUCCCCGGAACCCGGAAAUGACGGCCGCCGUCAUCGCCCUCAUCCGUUCCCUUUCGGGUGAGAAGCGCCCGCCGCUUCCCACUCGCCAGUCCAGCAACAAGCUCGACACGCCCUUUACGAAAAGCGAUCCCACGAAGCAUGCGCCCGACCCGGAGGCUGGGCAGAAGGAGCAGCUCGCGCCCACCGAGCCCGACACGACCCAGAGGCUGCUCCAGUCCUUCAUCACCUGCAUAAUCGAGGCCUACGUCAACUGCACAGGCAUGGAAUGGGCCUCGCGCCUGUUGGAGUUCUACAACCCUGAGCGCGUCGUCAUCCGGAAGAGCGUCUUGCGUGCCUUUAAAGAGGACGCCGACCUCCUGGCGAGGGAUGCCCUGGUUGGUCAGUUGGUGGCUCUUGCAGGAGAUCUCGGCCUGAACAGAGUGCAUGCCCUCUCCGUCAAGGACAUCUUCGAGGAAACCAUCCCCAACAGCCCGCUGGCCAUCGACACCGAUGUCCUCGGCCCCGAUACCAUCAAGCUCUCCACCGGAGGCGUCUGGUGCCUGGUCGCAUACUGGCUCUUCUCGGCGGAGGUCUUUGACGCGGACUACGAGCAGGUGCAGAUGACAAUGUUCCCCGAUCACCUCAAGCUCCUGCAGAACUUCCUUGGCGAGGACCCGCAAUCGCGCAUCGUGGGCAACCCAGGCACCACCGAGGCCCUCGUCGUCAUGGGGCUCUAUUUGGAGAACUACAAGCGUAUUUCGCCGUCGGACGGUGACUUCAUGCCGUACCACCAUCUCCUGACGCUGGUUUCUGUCUUCCACCCAUCGCUCUCGGUCCGGAACGUCGCGACGACACUCGCGGGCCUCGUCUUGCACGACGACCCCGACGACAACGACCGGCUGAAGAUCCUCGAGGACCUCCUUGAAAACUGCAUAUUCUCCGCUCUGCAGGCAUCGGCGGUGACGUGGUUGAGAGAGGAGCUGAUCAUCGCCCAGAAGCGCAAGCUCACAAACCGAUUCGCGACGGCGGACGCGAUCGACGCCCUGCAGUACGCGCUGUUCCCCAACAUGGCGUUCCUCAAGGAGCAGGACGCACCGGCGCUCUGGGAAUACUGGGUGCAGAACUUCCCCUUCCAUCUCCAGGUGGCCAACUUUGCCUACUUCUUGUUCGCGGGCACCAGCUUCCAACACCUAGUGCCGGCCAGCAUGCCUGGGGCGGUGGAGCAACGCUACGUCGAGCCGUUGCAGCAUGCCGCGCAGGCGCUGCUGACGGCCAUCGAGAAGAAGGAGGUGGAUGACCAGGGACAGGGCGCGGAGGUCGCGCAGCAGCUCGACAUUUUGACGAUGCGUUUAAAGAGCCUGCCUCUGCAGUGA
Colletotrichum higginsianum IMI 349063 is the source of this 1818-nucleotide messenger RNA. RefSeq names its product Yap-binding protein. Lineage: Eukaryota; Fungi; Ascomycota; Sordariomycetes; Glomerellales; Glomerellaceae. Gene Ontology annotation, biological process: cellular response to oxidative stress. Gene Ontology annotation, cellular component: cytoplasm. The coding region runs from base 1 to 1818 and encodes 605 amino acids. The transcript is spliced from 2 exons. The record is from RefSeq and is a predicted model, not a curated record.